Alternaria arbusti is the source of this 699-nucleotide messenger RNA. RefSeq lists its product as uncharacterized. The transcript has a single exon. The record is from RefSeq and is a predicted model, not a curated record. Bases 1 to 699 code for a protein of 232 amino acids. Lineage: Eukaryota; Fungi; Ascomycota; Dothideomycetes; Pleosporales; Pleosporaceae.
AUGCCGCCAAAGACCAUUACGGAGGAGAUCGACGACGACGCCGACGAUGAGAUCAACAGUGAGACCCACGACGACACCAACGGCGACAUUGAAGACGAAGACGAACUUGGCAUCUUCCCUACAAACGAUGAGCUUAUAGCAAUCGCAGAAGAGGAUCCCACGUCCGCAGCAGGGCUCGCAUACCAGACUCCCUUUGGCGCUUUGCUCUGGCAAUUGACCCAUCGUCACAACACCUGGGUUAGUCCCAUACUGUUCGAACACAUGACGAAGCCCGCAGAUACCAGCUCGUUCCUGGGCUACCCUACAGCAGGCCCCCUACGGAAGCAUUAUUACCUCACAGCAGGCUUCCACUACCAUGCGCAACUCUACUACGAUGCUAUUAGGGGCGAUUCCAGUGCACCAAGCGGCAGGCCAGUAGACACAAUCUUCACCAAGCCUCAGCUCCGCAUAAGCGAAGAGUUUCCGCCGCACCUGAGCACACGCCUCCGAGGCUACGAGAAGAGUGAGGACAAGGCAAAGAGCCCAAGCGAUACUGUCCUCGAUGUUUCAAAGGUCUUGUACGGUUUGAGCGCCAUGACAGACAAGACAUUGCUCCCAGACAAACCUCGCUCAAGGAACAGGUAUAAAAGAUCCGACCGCCCUCGACGUCCGUUCAUCGUGGACGGCUUCAGACGCGAUGGAGCUGCGCUUGUCGCCUGA